AUCAGAGCAGUCAGAUUUCUUCACAAGAGUAAGCUGACACACACUGACUUGAAACCAGAGAACAUCCUCUUUAUUAAUUCAGAGUUUGACAUCAAGUACAAUCCAAAAAUGAAGAGGGAUGAGAGAACGGUAAAGAAUCCUGAUGUGAAAGUAGUUGAUUUUGGGAAUGCAACAUACGAGCAUGAGCAUCACACCUCAGUGGUGUCCACUCGACAUUACCGAGCUCCAGAGGUUAUUCUGGAUCUUGGCUGGAGUCAUUCCUGUGAUGUGUGGAGUGUGGGUUGCAUUCUUAUUGAGUAUUAUUUGGGAUCGACUCUAUUUCAGACACAUGACAGUAAAGAGCAUCUGGCCAUGAUGGAGCGAGUGCUGGGCCCUAUACCCACACACAUGCUGCAGAAAACAAGGAAGAAGAGAUACGUUCACCAUGAUAAGCUGGACUGGGAGGUUCACAGCUCCUCGGGUCGUUAUGUUCGGAAGAAGUGCAAGCCGUUGAGACAAUACAUGGCAUCCAGUGGCUCUGACCAUGUACAGCUGUUUGAUCUCAUAGAGAGGAUGCUGGAAUAUGAUGUCACGAAGCGGAUCACCCUGGAUGAAGCCAUCAAACACCCUUUUUUCGACUUGAUCAGGAAGACAAAGAAAUAAGUGAUGGAUUCUCUUGAUUUUUUGCUAUAGUUCCUCUCUGAGAGAGGCUGUUUCAGUUGACUGUAUCAGUCCUCUGUAUAGAUCAUACUCUGCUCCCUUCUUGUUUAUAUUUAUUGUGCUUGUUUUUCAGUUUAGUGUGACCUAUUGCUCUGGAUUUCUUCAUUGAUUUGUGCUUGUGUUAUCUGCAUUACUUGACAGAAUGAUGAGUAACUGUGAAUGGGGCAAGGUUUUAGGGUAUUAAACGUACGAUAAUUGUCACAGAUUUGUUAGCAUUAUCAAUAUAAACGUAGUGAUAUUUGUAAAUGUCUUUUCAGUUUUUCCUUUAUGUAAAUAAAAUAAGUUGAUCAAUAUC
Messenger RNA from Carassius auratus (goldfish), 994 nucleotides. RefSeq names its product dual specificity protein kinase CLK4-like. The record is from RefSeq and is a predicted model, not a curated record. Gene Ontology annotation, molecular function: protein serine/threonine kinase activity; protein tyrosine kinase activity; ATP binding. Lineage: Eukaryota; Metazoa; Chordata; Actinopteri; Cypriniformes; Cyprinidae. Gene Ontology annotation, cellular component: nucleus. Gene Ontology annotation, biological process: peptidyl-tyrosine phosphorylation; regulation of RNA splicing. The transcript has 7 exons. The annotation marks the transcript as partial.